AUGGACGCUCCUAUAAUAGCUGUAGUCACUGGCUCCAACCGUGGCAUUGGGUGUGCCAUCUGUGCCGCGCUGGUUCAACAGUUCUCAGGCCCCUUGAUUCUAUAUGCAGCUUCUCGUGCCGGGACCUCUUUUGAUCUAACUGGCCUGACCAUUCCUCCAACCGCCAAAAUUCACCCUGCUCGGCUAUCACUCACUGACCAGGCCACUAUCACUGCCCUCAGCACGAUGGUCGGCAAGGAGCACAUGGGCUGCGACAUUCUCAUCAACAAUGCCGGAAUCUACUAUUUCCAGGAAAACAUCACUGCCGUACAGCGCCAGGAAACUCUGGAUGUGAACUAUCGCGGCACCCUCAAUGUAGAUCACCGAAUCCUCUUCUCAUUUUUACCACCAACUAACCACCGCCAGGUCUGUCAAGCCUUCUUACCUAUCAUGCGAAAAAACGGUCGCAUUGUUAACUUGUCCUCCCAAUCUGGCCAACUCAAAUACUUUGAUCCUAGCUUGCAGAAGCGAUUCUUAUACCCUGAUCUCACCCUUACCGAGCUAGACGCUCUGGUCAACGAGUACAGCCACUUAGCAGACCAGCACACUGCGACCGCAUCGGGCUGGCCCCCCUUGGCCUAUUUUACCAGCAAGGCUGCUCUGAACGCUGCAACACGGAUUCUGGCCCACGAAAACCCUCAUCUACUGAUUAAUUGCUGCUGCCCUGGGUGGGUAGGCACGUCGCUGGGUGCGCAGGCGGGCCAGCCGCCCAAAUCUAUUGAAGAGGGAGCGAGGAUCCCACUGCGACUGGCGGUUGGUGAUAUCGGGAAGAUUAGUGGGCGGUACUGGGCGAAUGAUUCGGUGGCGAGUACGGGCGAUGGGAAGGUUCGGAAUUUCUAG
Molecule: messenger RNA, 879 nt
Organism: Penicillium expansum
Lineage: Eukaryota; Fungi; Ascomycota; Eurotiomycetes; Eurotiales; Aspergillaceae
Product: Short-chain dehydrogenase/reductase SDR
Exons: 4
Coding region: 1-879 (292 amino acids)
Molecular function (GO): oxidoreductase activity
Source: RefSeq, a predicted model, not a curated record